CAGUUUUAUUAUUACAGUGAAAAAAUAAAUCAUUUUUUAAAAUUUGCAUUAUUUGGAUAAAAUGGAGUCUCUAGGAGACUGCCUUCCACAAUUGGAAGCUUUCUUGGUAGCAGUUUUCUGGAUAACAGAUCCCAUGCGUGUAUUGAUUUAGAAAGGAUUUGGAAAUAGCCAUGAUAUAUUCUUAUAAAGGGCUGAAGCUGUAUCAGUGGAACCUCUCUGACUUAUUAUUGAUUUAUUAAACUGGCUGCUUUCUUGAUGCGACACCACCAAAGACUGUCGAACGUAUUUUGCCUUCAUUUUCUAAUAUUUGGGUGCUAGACAUCAAAGCAAACAAGUUCUCAAUAAAUAUCUUAUUUACCAGUGUUUAAGGUGGAUUUAAAAUGUAAAGUGUCAUGUUGUAGUUACAUAUAUUUCAAUCAUGUUUUUCUUUUUAAUUUUCCUCUCUUUCCAACCUUAAAUUUAAAGUACUAACAAAAAAAAAAAUGAAAGUGGGAUAAAAUGUUGUUUUAUGUAGUUUCAUUUUUAUUUGAUGGGAUGGUCGCCAUAAUAUUCUUUUUCUCACUGUGUAAUUGUUCAACUACUGCCUGGCCAUGUACUCACUUGACUAGACAGGAGUUUAAAUUCAAUACUAGAGAGUUACAGAACAAUAUACUGUAUACAAAUAAAUCAAGGAGAACAAAUAGAUCAGUUACAAACUGGUUUUUAAUACCACUGUCUCUGUCAUAAUAAUUAUUAAGGCUAAUGUUUACACAGGUGUGACAAUGGUUGCUAUGGUUACCAUCAUUGUGAUGCUAAACACAAGAGAGAUAAGAUCUGGUUGCCAUGGUUAUGCUCUUUGUGAUGUCAUACACAGAAGCGGCAAACCCUGGUUGCUACGGUUACUCUCAUUGUGAUGUCAUACACAGGAGAGACAAGCCCUGUGGGAAAAACACCUGAAGGUCAUUACACGGAUUGGUAGUGGUGGAGUAAGAAGCUAUCUUCAACUCUGUCGCUAAUUGGAGCUUUCCAUUCUUUUUCAUAACUGAACUUAUUUAUUUAUUGAUUAUUUAUCAUUUAUUGAUAACUUGUUUAUUAUUAUUUAUAAUUUAUUUAUAACUUAUUUAUUUAGAAUUUAUUUAUCACUGAAUUUAUUGUUACUUGAAGAAUAUUAUCAUGGAAAAACAAGAAGAAAAUUGUAAGAUUGAUAUAGAAGAAGAAGAAACGGACAAAGAAUAUUAUUCAUGUAUGAGGAGGGUCAGCCGGAUAAUGGUUACACUAAUCAUUGGGCUCCUUGCUACCUGGUAUUACAUAUUUGUGGUGGAGCUGUGCAUAUUUACUGUACCAUCACCUGCGCUAAAGGCGACCUUCCUGGUGAUUUUCCACAUUUUGUUCUUCCUGUGCGUGUGGAGUUAUCUUCGGGUUGUUAUAACGCCUCCUGCCGUCCCUCCUGAAACAUUCCGCCUAUCGGAGUCUGACAAGCAGCUGUAUCUGAGUGAGGAGAGGCCAGAAGUGCAGGAGCAAAUCCUCAGCCGUGCGGCCAAAAACUUGCCUUUAUACUAUAAUAUAGAUUCAGAAACACCAAUCAAGUACUGUAGAAAAUGCCAAUUCAUAAAGCCAGACAGGUGCCACCAUUGCACAGCGUGUGACAUCUGUAUACUGAAAGUGGAUCAUCAUUGCAUAUUUCUAAACAACUGUGUGGGAUUUUCCAACUACAAGUUCUUCCUCCUGUUCCUGCUCUAUGUACCCCUACUGUUGAUAUUCACUAGUGCAGUGUCCCUUUAUUGCUCCAUACUGUUCUGGACUGAUCAACUGCCAAACAUGGAUUCCAAAGACUCAGUCAUUGCGCUGUUCUGCAUGAGUACAUUGUUCUGUAUGAGUACAUUGUUCUGUAUAAUCUUUUGUUAUCAGUAUAUUUAUUGCCAUUACUCACUGGUUUUAAUGAAUCAAACUCUUCUAGAGGUUGGCAUACAUUGUGAGUAUAAUCCCUAUGACUUGGGCUACAGAAAGAACUGGAGGCAAGUGUUUGGCAAUAAAAAGAGAUAUUGGUUCAUCCCAAUCUUCAGCAGCUUAGGAGAUGGCUCCUCUUUCCCACUGGGUGAUGCCACAGAGGACAUAGAGAAAAAUGGGACUAUUGACUGCCAAACCCCUAAAUGAGUCCCAAAAACAACUCUCAGACGUGAAAACCAUGCAGAAAAGUUCAUGGCCCUUGAAUUUCAUGCAGAAUUUUAGAGAAUUUUUUUUUUCAUGCAGAAGAGAGAGAAAAGCUGGAACUUAUCAAGAUGUGUUAAGGGGAGUAUUUAUAAAGAAGUGAAGUUCGUAUGCUUUAACUCAUAGCAUCACAGCAUCAUAAAUUUGCAGCUUUGCUACAUAUUCUACGUCUUCUUACAGAACCCCUUUGUAAUUGUUAUUGAAAUAAAUAUUUAUAUUUCUCUAAUAUUGUUGCAUCAUUUGUCAUUUUUUGUACCUAUAGGGGGCAGC
Molecule: messenger RNA, 2457 nt
Organism: Xenopus laevis (African clawed frog)
Lineage: Eukaryota; Metazoa; Chordata; Amphibia; Anura; Pipidae
Product: palmitoyltransferase ZDHHC20-A-like
Exons: 1
Coding region: 1153-2133 (326 amino acids)
Source: RefSeq, a predicted model, not a curated record